Lactuca sativa (garden lettuce) is the source of this 581-nucleotide messenger RNA. RefSeq lists its product as uncharacterized. Gene Ontology annotation, cellular component: COPII-coated ER to Golgi transport vesicle; endoplasmic reticulum membrane; Golgi membrane. The record is from RefSeq and is a predicted model, not a curated record. NCBI's taxonomy places the organism in Eukaryota, Viridiplantae, Streptophyta, Magnoliopsida, Asterales, Asteraceae. Gene Ontology annotation, biological process: endoplasmic reticulum to Golgi vesicle-mediated transport.
AAUUUAUUCAAUAACCGCCUCCAAACAGCUCCGUAAAUUGCCCUUUUUCAUAACACGCACACAAGCUCCUCCUUCAUUUUUAUUCUUUGAAGCCAACUCGAGCUCGUUUCGAAAACCCUAGGUCUUCAAGGUACCUUUUAAUCGAUCACUCGUCGUCGUUCAACGAUCCUGAUCGGAGAUCUUCAGAGAACUAAAUCAAGUUAUCAAAGGACAAUUUAGGAGAUGGGUUUGUGGACUCUGUUAGAAGGUUGUCUGCUAAUUGCGAAUGCACUAGCAAUACUAAAUGAAGAUCGUUUUCUUGCACCAAGAGGUUGGAGCUUCCAGGAGUACUCAGGGGUUAAAAGGAAUUCACUCAAAGGGCAAAUCAUUGGUCUCAUUUAUGCAACUCAGUAUUUAAGAGUACUUCUUAUGAUCCUCAACUCCCUUUGCAUUGUUGUAAAACUUGUUUCUGGUUAAUUCUGGUAUAUAGAUUUUUCCUUUAUUUUAUCCUUUUUUGUUUUCUUUAUCCACUGAAACAAUCAAGUCUCAAGCUUGGAACCUUGCACAGGAAAUGGAAUGGCAGCUUGGAUCUUUAAUGUUAA